This is a messenger RNA of Rhinopithecus roxellana (golden snub-nosed monkey), 716 nucleotides long. RefSeq names its product transmembrane protein 88B (gene TMEM278). Gene Ontology annotation, biological process: negative regulation of canonical Wnt signaling pathway. The coding region runs from base 218 to 712 and encodes 164 amino acids. The transcript has 2 exons. Gene Ontology annotation, molecular function: PDZ domain binding. NCBI's taxonomy places the organism in Eukaryota, Metazoa, Chordata, Mammalia, Primates, Cercopithecidae. The record is from RefSeq and is a predicted model, not a curated record. Gene Ontology annotation, cellular component: plasma membrane.
UGGAGCUGUAGCUGCCUGGCAGAAGGGAAACUGAGGUGGGGGUGUGGCUCUGGGACAGACAUCAGGGCAGGACAUCCCUAGCAAGGGUCCACGGUCUGGCUGGGAGAUGUGGACUAGCUGCAACGUGGGGCGGGGUUAAAGGUCUUCUAGGGUGGCCCUGGGGAGCAUCGCUCUGCACCUGAACACCACCCGGCCGCAGGCCUGCAGCGUCAGAAGCAUGAGUGAGCAGGGAAGGGAGACGGAGGAGGAGGAGGAGGGAGGCGGUGAUUUGGACACAGCGCCUAUGCUGCCCCGAAGACCUCCCGACCACCAGGCCUCAGCCCUGCCGUGCCCAGGGUGGCCGGGGCCCCUGCUGCUGCCCGGCCGGCUGGUGGCCGGGCUCCUGCUGCACCUCCUGCUGCCCACCACAGCCUUCCUGCUGGUGCUCCUGCCCGCAGCGGCCGUCGUCUACCUGGGAUUCCUGUGCCACUCGAGGGUCCACCCCGCUCCCGGUCCCCGGUGCCGCGCGCUGUUCUCGGACCGCGGCUCCGCGGCGCUCAUCGUGUUCGGGCUUCUUUCGCUGCCGCCACUGCUGGUGCUCGCCUCGGCCGUCCGCGCCCGCCUGGCCCGGCGCCUCCGCCCGCUGCUGCCUCCGCCCGCUGGGACCCCCGGACCCCGCCGCCGCCCCCCGGGGCGCCCCGACGGGGACGAGCAACUCUGCGCCUGGGUGUGACCCG